Messenger RNA from Acytostelium subglobosum LB1, 513 nucleotides. RefSeq lists its product as hypothetical. The transcript has 2 exons. The record is from RefSeq and is a predicted model, not a curated record. The annotation marks the transcript as partial. NCBI's taxonomy places the organism in Eukaryota, Evosea, Eumycetozoa, Acytosteliales, Acytosteliaceae.
AUGUCACAAUCUACAUCAUUGAUGGUUGAUAAGAGUGAUGGUACACCAUCAUCACCAAAGCCUUCAUCUUCAUCAUCAUUGACAAACAAUAAUAGCAAUAACAAUAAUCAGAGUUCAACAUCAUCAAAUCAAUCACCAUUAGCAAGUUCAGAGUCAGGAGGCAGUCACUGGAGAACAUCAAGUAGUAACGUUCAUAAUAGACCACCUCCUCCAUUACCACCAUACUAUGGUGGAGGUGGCAGCAACAGCAGUAACAACAAUAACAAUGGCUACAAUGGAACUGGCAUUGGCAAUAGUAACAACAACAAUAACAAUAACAACAGUGGAGUAUAUGGAUACUUGAGCGAUAAAGAUGACAUGAAUACACAGAGCCUACCACUCAAGAACAGAUUGAUGCGAUCACUCAACUUUUAUGUACUACGACCUUUCCUGAUCGGUGUCUCUGGUUCCUUUGGAUUAAGUGUUGGGUAUCUCCUGUUCGACAUUGCAUGCAAUAAGCUGAGCAAACUAAAG